This is a messenger RNA of Tachysurus fulvidraco (yellow catfish), 3054 nucleotides long. It is a transcript of the gene chrm3a, whose product is annotated as cholinergic receptor, muscarinic 3a. Bases 322 to 2121 code for a protein of 599 amino acids. Gene Ontology annotation, biological process: saliva secretion; chemical synaptic transmission; positive regulation of smooth muscle contraction. The record is from RefSeq and is a predicted model, not a curated record. NCBI's taxonomy places the organism in Eukaryota, Metazoa, Chordata, Actinopteri, Siluriformes, Bagridae. Gene Ontology annotation, molecular function: G protein-coupled acetylcholine receptor activity; G protein-coupled serotonin receptor activity. Gene Ontology annotation, cellular component: synapse; plasma membrane; dendrite. The transcript has 4 exons.
UGGCAAUCCAGUCAUUUGAGCGGUUUCGCGCGCAGCUGAGCUGUUCUUCUAAUUACACCGAGGAGGAAACAUGGACUAUGUGGAAUUCGUGCUACUUUUCUUGAUUAUCAUCGAUUUCUGCUCAAGGCCAGCAUGAUCCUGAGUCCCUUGCUGUCUUUUUAUUCGAGUACUUAUCCGAAGUCGCUGCUCAGAAGGUGAUGACCUCUCAGCGCUGUAUGGACCUGAUCUCCCUCUGCAGGACAUCCCCAAUCCCAUGAGCCUUUGAGCUGGCAGAAAGGUACCAGGAGAAAAGAGAGGUAGAAAAGAAUAUGCCUGGACUGCAUGAUGGACUCCAACAGCACGGAGCCUGGUCAAUACCUGCCCAGAGGCAGUCUGGGACCACCAGUUUACUCACAAUCCUCUCCAUGGCCACUACUUCAGAGCAUGGCUGACACCAACACGUCUUUCCUCCAAGGCAUUCUAAACUUCAGUACUGUUUCUGUAGUCAACAGGAGUAACGGGGGAUCGGAGAGCAAGUACAACCCUUUGGGAGGCCAUUCGUUAUGGCAGGUCAUUCUCAUUGUCCUGCUCACAGGAUUGCUGUCUCUCAUCACCAUCAUCGGCAACAUCCUGGUCAUCGUCUCAUUCAAAGUCAACCGGCAGCUCAACACUGUCAACAAUUACUUCCUGCUCAGUCUGGCCUUUGCUGACCUAAUCAUAGGGGUCAUAUCUAUGAACCUGUACACAGCAUAUAUUGUGAUGGGGCAUUGGGCCAUGGGCAACUGGGCAUGUGAUUUCUGGUUAGCAAUAGACUAUGUGGCCAGCAAUGCGUCGGUCAUGAACCUGCUGGUGAUCAGCUUCGACCGGUACUUCUCCAUCACACGCCCACUGUCGUAUCGUGCCAAACGUACUACCAAGCGGGCAGGAUUGAUGAUCGGACUGGCUUGGCUUGUAUCUUUAAUUCUCUGGGCUCCAGCCAUCUUGUUUUGGCAAUAUUUCGUGGGUGAGAGGACUGUUCCGCCAGACAAGUGCUACAUCCAGUUUCUGUCCGAGCCAAUUAUUACGUUUUGUACAGCUAUGGCGGCUUUUUAUCUUCCAGUUACCAUUAUGAGUGUACUGUACUGGAGGAUUUAUAAAGAGACCGAGAACCGCUCACGAGAACUUGCAGGACUUCAAGGCUCAGGAGGACGGAUAUUGGGAGCAGAGCGGCCUCAUUUCCGGAUCUCUGCCACGAGGGCAAGCUCUAGAAGCUGCCGCAGCUUUGAGCUGAACCGAUCCACACAGAGACAAAAAGCUCUGUUAGGACUUUCUGGUCACUGUUGGAGGUGGAGGUCUAGUGCUGCGGCUGGGAUCCAUAGAGGAGCUGAAGUGGACCAGAGCAGCUGUGAUAGCUGGAACAACAAUGACACCGCUGAUCAUUCUGGCUCAUCUGAUGAUGAGGAGAGUGCACCACCUACCACACGUGCUAUCUUCUCCAUCGUCCUCAGCCUACCUGGCAUGCGGGCAGCUGUGAACACCCAUAUCAAGUCUGAGGAAUUGGGCACCUCUGAGGAAGACUCACUACGAGUAACAGCAGGAAGCAACAGCGAGAAUGACAGUAUUUCUUGUCCUGUCAGCAAUGGCAAAAAGCGCUUAGCCACUAACUUUUCCAAUGUGCAGUCUGUGUCCGGCAUUCAGGCUACGCCCACAAGCAUCAAUACGACCGAUGAUACCACUAACAAACCUGCCUCCACUCCUAUAUCUUUUAAAGAGGCGGCACUGGCAAAGCGUUUUGUCUCUCGUGCAAGGACGCAGAUUACUAAACGUAAGCGCAUGUCGCUAGUGAAAGAGAAGAAAGCUGCCCAGACUCUCAGUGCCAUCCUAUUUGCUUUCAUUAUAACGUGGACACCGUACAAUAUUAUGGUGCUCAUCAACACCUUCUGCAACGGCUGCAUCCCAGAAUCCCUGUGGGCCCUAGGCUACUGGCUAUGCUACGUCAACAGCACGGUUAACCCGAUGUGCUAUGCUCUGUGCAACAAGACUUUUCGCAGAACAUUUAAAAUGAUCCUACUAUGUCGAUGGAAUGAGCAGAAAACCAAGCAAAGCUUUCAGCAAAGGGAGUCUGUCCGUUUACACAGGAGUAUACCAGGAGACUCUACAUAGCAUAGCUAUGCUAACUAAACUAUACUAACAUGGAUGAAUCUUUUCAUCCAGUCUGUGGAUAGACUUUGUAAAUGGAGUCAUACUGAGGAUUUCUACUCCGAUUUUAAACAGAGACUCAGAGGGGUUUGGCUUUGGAGUUUGGGACAAGUACUUUUAACUGUUAGUGUCUUCAGAGCCAGAACCUGUUUAAGUUCUUGAAUGGUUUUAGAUGGUGACCUCAGUUCCACACUGUGACUCAAUUAUUAUUAAUAUUAUUAUUAUUAUUAUUAUUAUUAUUUUUUUUUUUUUUUUGGAGUUGUAGAUGUAUGCAGACGAAGAUUUUACAUCGAACAGGUUCAACUGUCUUUCUCAAAAAAAUAAAUAAAUAAAAGGUAAUAAACCUGGCUUUAGUCGUUAGGACUGACCUUGAACCAAGCAACUAUGGGUUAAGGAAAAAAUUGACACCCUGUGUUUUUUUUUAGAUCUAUUUUAGUGACCUGCAUGUAAAUUUCAGGGUUAAAAAUCGACUGUUUCAGUAUCGAUCUAAAAAGACGAUUCGCAAAAAUUGUACAAAAUCGUAUGUGUAACUCGAGUUGAAGUGAUUUAUCUGUAUGUAGAUGCUGGCUGUAUUGUGAACAUGUAAAAGAAGGUCUUGCAUCAUUGGAAGAUCUCAGUAUUAAUAUUCUAGUGUGAACUGUAAAUCACGAUUGUUCUAAAUUUUUCAAAAAUUUUCAAUUUAUACACCGUCGACGAGUUUUCCUCGAAACCUGACGUCGUUAGGAUUUUAGGGCUUUGAGCGUAACCGUUGUUUGCGAAAACAUGUAUUAAACUAGCUGUUUAUUUUGCAUAUUAUCAGAUUUUUGUUAUUUGUACUUAAUUCUUGUGCUUAAACAACAACCACGAGGUGCUUCCUGUGGAAACUUUUUUUUUAAAGAUCCAAAUAUCUUUCUUAUG